Molecule: messenger RNA, 1633 nt
Organism: Gigantopelta aegis
Lineage: Eukaryota; Metazoa; Mollusca; Gastropoda; Neomphalida; Peltospiridae
Exons: 2
Coding region: 1-615 (204 amino acids)
Cellular component (GO): nucleus
Source: RefSeq, a predicted model, not a curated record
AUGGAGUCCAGCAAACGGAAGCCUAACUGGACCGAAGACGAAACGUUAAGCUUAGUUCGUUUGGUGGACGAAAGGAAAGACAUAAUAAGAGGUAAAUUUGGAGCAGGCGUGACAAGCAAGAAGAAGAAGGAAGCAUGGUUGGCAGUCACCGAAGAAAUAAACGCCGCAUUCCCUUCCGUGCUACGAACAUCGGAAGACUGUGAGAAACGGUGGUAUAACGUCCAAUGUAGAUCACGAAAAGAAAUUUCUACGCAAAAGACACACAUGCAAGGUACAGGAGGCGGUCCCGUGAUGAACCCGAGUGGUAUUGCUGAAGCGGUUUACGAUGUUUUGGGGCAUUCCAAUGUUUCCAUAAGUGGGGUUGACGGUGGCCUUGAUUCGUCAUUGAUUCAGGUCAUUGAUUUAGGCACAAGGUACAAUAGCAAUAACAAUAAUAAUGAACUUGUUUAUUUCUUUAUUUCACUAAAUACAUUAUUUUUAGAGAAUAGCAAUACACUAACCACAUCAUCCCAAAUCAGUACAGCGGUCUCAGAGUCUAACCAUACCCCCGCCCCCGCCCCCUCCAAAUAUAAUAAAACCUUUGAACCAAAAUUAAAUACAUUUUUACGUUUAUAAUGAAAUAAAUUUUAAAAAGUGAAGAAUAGAAACAUAUUAUAAAUUAUCACGAAAACAAUGAUUCUCUUUAAAUGUAUGAAUGGGUACAGUUUGCCAGGCGUUAGAAAAAUCUGCAUAUAAGCUAAACAAUUCAAUGUUUCAUUUUACUGUAUGGCGGUCACCUGUCUAUGACAGCCAUGUCGAGGUUCCCCAAAGUAUUUUACUAUGUGUUUUAACUUUGUAUGUCAACCACCUGCUCAACGCGGCUAUCGGUCACAAUUUUCGAACUAAAAGGCGAAAAUGAACCUGUUGUCGCGGCCAUAAAAAUGCAUUGUAAAGAAAUGGAUGCAGCAGUUACCGUGAUAAAUGUUGAAUUGAAAGCCGGUUCUCAGCCGGAAUAUCAGCGAUCAUGUUCACUUUAAAAAAAAAAAACCCACCAACAUAACAACAUGAGCGGUGCUAUAGGAUUGCAAUAUGUAGCAACCGUUAUGUAUUUAUUUGAUUGGCUGUUUAUUAAGCAGUAGUGAUCUGUUGUGUCAGGUCACGUCAUGUCAAAGGUCAUAACUGUAAACACAAUAGGAUGAAUACAUUGCAGUAUCAUUUAGUCUCAUGUCGGCCACUUUUGUGGUUGCUUCUUUGAUAUAGAAAUUAACAUUUUAGAUGUUGUUGGGGGUUGUUCGGUGUUCAAUAAAUUCUUCCAGGUUAGCUUUGAUAAGAAAACAAAUCCUUUAAUCUUGUAACAAGUGCUGAAGACGGGUAAGCAUUAAAAGCAGUUGUUGAGAGUCUUGUUACCGAAAACAACGUGUCAGCUCUUGGGGUUAUUAUUAUUAAAUGCUGUUGCUGUUUAUUUCUGACAUUUGUUUCUAAAAAUGGCACCUAAAAUUCGUAAGCCGAUCGCGUUAACGCUAGUACAGAGGGUAAGCGUAAAUUUGGAUGUACACUGUAUUUGUUUAGUUUUUAUUAAAGAGUUCUAGCAUAACAAUAAAAUUGUAAAUUUUUGUUGACAUUUAUUCGGACCUGGAUAUGACGUCCAAUUUUG